Messenger RNA from Lentinula edodes (shiitake mushroom), 411 nucleotides. RefSeq lists its product as uncharacterized. The transcript is spliced from 5 exons. Lineage: Eukaryota; Fungi; Basidiomycota; Agaricomycetes; Agaricales; Omphalotaceae. The record is from RefSeq and is a predicted model, not a curated record. Bases 40 to 336 code for a protein of 98 amino acids.
GAAAAUUUUGCAGCAGGACUUCCUUUCGUGUUCCCCCCUAUGGACAGCGCUAAGUUCGCAGCCAGCUCGCACUAUUUGCAGUAUGAUAUUAGUUGGGCCAGCAUUACUUUGCUGUACUAUGACUGGUUGUUAACUUUGCCAGAGGAAGUCAGCUGUAUUCUCCUUCGGAUGGUUAUAAUAUAUGCUCACCACAGUACAGAUAAAAUACGUGUGGAAAGCAAAACUGUCACGAAUGACCAUAUACUAUAUAUUUUGUCGAUAUGCACUCCUGGCGAAUGUGUUGUACCUUCUAGCCGUUUCGAAUUUACUUGGAUCCAGUCUUUCGGUGACUUGUGACAACUGGAUGAAAUUCGUUGCUGCGCUCAGUGUCUUUGGUAGAGCUGCUAUAAUUGUAACGCUCAUUUCCCGAAC